Messenger RNA from Arachis ipaensis, 1192 nucleotides. Its product is annotated as RNA-binding (RRM/RBD/RNP motifs) family protein. Gene Ontology annotation, biological process: mRNA export from nucleus. Gene Ontology annotation, molecular function: mRNA binding. The record is from RefSeq and is a predicted model, not a curated record. Gene Ontology annotation, cellular component: nucleus. Lineage: Eukaryota; Viridiplantae; Streptophyta; Magnoliopsida; Fabales; Fabaceae.
UACUCGCCGCUUCCCAAACCGCGCCGCCAACCGUCUUGCGCCUUACGCCACCGCUAAGGCGCCGGAGACAGCGUGGCAGCACGACCUGUAUGCAGAUCAGGCUGUGGGAGCUUUCCCUGCGCAGGGUGGUCGAGCGUCGUCGAUUGAAACGGGGACCAAGCUAUACAUCUCGAAUUUGGAUUACGGUGUUUCUAACGAUGAUAUCAAGGAAUUAUUUUCUGAAGUUGGUGACUUGAAACGGCACACUGUUCAUUACGACAGGAGUGGGAGAUCGAAGGGUACAGCGGAAGUAGUCUUCUCGCGGAGAGCUGAUGCUGUAGCUGCAGUGAAGAGGUACAACAACGUGCAACUGGAUGGGAAACCAAUGAAGGUAGAGAUUGUUGGAACGAACAUCACAACACAAGCUGUUGCUCCUGCUGCAAAUGGAGGUUUUGGAAAUUUGGGUGUAGUUCCCAGAAGUGGACAAGGGAGAAGUGGAGGGCCAUUAGUACGACCACGUGGUGGUGGAAGUAGAGGACGUGGCCCUCCUCGAAGAGGUCGAGGGCGUGGAAGAGGUCGUGGCGGCGAGAAGGUAUCUGCGGAAGAUCUUGAUGCUGAUUUGGAGAAGUACCAUUCAGAGGCAAUGCAAUUAAACUGAAGAAAUUACCCGUGUUAUAUUUUCUUGGUAUUACCGUUGUGGUUAUUGGGGCUUGGUGAUGGAACACUGCCUACUUAUGUAACUUUAUCCCAUGCUUUUAGGGGAAAAAGGGGAAGGACAACUUCUAGAGUGAACUUUUUCCGUUGAUAUAUGUAGUUUGGGAUUUUUGUAGUCAAAUAUUUAUUUUUCUUGACUACGACUGAAAUGUGGGUAAAGAAACAAAGUCAGGAUGUAAUAUGCAGUCGGGCUUGCUUUCAUUGGCUUUAAUCAAUUUUUAUUCAGCAAGUAUGGAUGUGGAAUCUGUGAUCUCGUCUAUCCAUGCACAAAGAAAGCUUUGGCUUCAAAAUGUGGAAGGCUGCAGAUUUCUCCCACUGCUGUCUGCUGCUUUGUGUUUUGAUUAGACUGUAACUGUGGAAUCAUCAAAGAAGGUAGCUUUCCCUGUUGUUGCCUCCUCCCCCCAGAAUGACAAAGCUCCUUGAAUCUCUCUUGGUAGUAUCAUUUUUCCUGUGCUAUUAAUUUUUUUAUAUGAUGGUAUACCAUGUUGAGUUUUUCUUA